Messenger RNA from Didymodactylos carnosus, 367 nucleotides. NCBI's taxonomy places the organism in Eukaryota, Metazoa, Rotifera, Eurotatoria, Philodinida, Philodinidae. The record is from the annotation of a GenBank genome assembly.
AUGCAAGUAAGAGCUUUAGUAAUUUUUCUAUCACUGUCAGUAGCGGUAGCAAGUAAUUUAAUUGUUCGCCGCAAUCUGCCUUACAUUGAUACAGAACAAUUAGAAAUUGAUCUUAAUAUACGUCAUCAAAUACUGUCAAAACCAUAUGAAUUUACACCACCAACUGCAUAUAAAAAAAUCGGAGAUGCAUCUGAAUUCGAUGUAAACAAUGCCACUCGAUUUGUUCGUUAUGCUGCGGCUAGUUACACUAAAAAUUGGAAUGAAAUAUUGAAUUGGACAUGUGUGGAUUGUCGUGCACCAGAAGUUCAAGGAUUUUUGUGCACACAUUUAAUAUAUGAUAAAAGUACUGAUGCAUUAGUAUAUUUGG